AUUUAUCAGAAAGCAACUCAUGUGAUAUUUUAAUAACAAUGUUUAUAUGACUAUUAACCAUAAUAAGAGAGUAAUGACCAUUUUACAAUUUAUAUAUCACAUUAAUAUGAAACUGCAAUAGAGCAAUUGUUGGUGAUAGAAACCUAGGCAUUAGGUCGGGGAAUUUUUAUCGUGAUGACGUGCACGCCACUUUGUUUGGCGUUGACUUAUAGACUUUUUACGCAACAUUUUGCCUUCCUUGUUUGCCUGCGUCUGCUCGGUAGUGCAUCAGCUGAUUUCAUUUUCUGUUGGAGCGGUAUGAUUUCGGGCAGAGAUUUCUCGUCAACUGGAGAACAUCAGAUGACAAAAUCAGAGAGUAUCAUUCAAUGCUGCUUCAGGAGUGCGCAAAGAUCUAUCGCCCGGAUCGGUACAUGUCUCAGCUUCCAUCGCUGAAACUUCCAUAUGUAGGUCACAUGGAGAUACCCAUCAACACAGGCACCAUCAAACCAACACCAGCUAUGCAAACUAGAGCCGUAAGAGUCGUUACCAAGUAUGUAUAUAAAAAUCCAGUUUGCAUAAAAGCUACUAAAAAGAAAACUUGCCCAAUGGCCACAACUACAAAGCACAGGGGUGGCGAAGAUGAAAUAGUAACCAAAGAAUACUUUGUCCAAGAUAAAGAACAAAACCAAAGAAAUGGAAAGCAUGUUGAUUUGGGUGGAGAAGACGAUGAUACCGUGUGGAAUUCAAAUCUCUUAGAAGCUCAUUAUGACCCUUACGAAGAAAUUCAGGAAACUAGAGAUGAAACUUUCAACGAUUUCAUAGCUCCCAGUGAGACUCCUUUCUAUUCCAGUAGGAAACAAACGAAAACUCCAAAUUUAAGUGGAAAGAAGGUUUAUGAUAUGUUGAUCGAGGAUAGACUUGAUCAAUUAGAGACUAUCUUACCACAUUAUGUCAGGAGAAGGGUUUAUCAAACUUCUACAAUUACUAUGACCAAGGUGUUGAACAACAAACGAACGAUGGCUACUCUUACGGUUAAAAACUGCAUACCUCCAGGGUACCAGUUUUGCGUGACCAAGAAUAAGAAGAGGAAAUCCAAAGUAGCUAAGUUCACCAAUAACACGAACGAAAGUCUUUUUUAUUUUGGUUGAAUAUAAUUUAUUAAAUAUU
Messenger RNA from Acanthoscelides obtectus, 1146 nucleotides. NCBI's taxonomy places the organism in Eukaryota, Metazoa, Arthropoda, Insecta, Coleoptera, Chrysomelidae. The record is from the annotation of a GenBank genome assembly.